Messenger RNA from Alligator mississippiensis (American alligator), 7819 nucleotides. RefSeq names its product syncoilin, intermediate filament protein (gene SYNC). NCBI's taxonomy places the organism in Eukaryota, Metazoa, Chordata, Crocodylia, Alligatoridae. Gene Ontology annotation, cellular component: intermediate filament. Bases 6178 to 7395 code for a protein of 405 amino acids. The record is from RefSeq and is a predicted model, not a curated record. The transcript has 5 exons.
GGAGGGGGCCCCAUGUUGCAACAUUUUAGGGACCCCCUCAAGUGUGGGGCUCCGGGCGGUCCCCUAAGGAGGUAGAGCGGGGUGGGGGGCAGCCGCUGGCUGUGCCCGCCAGCCCGGGAAGGACGGCCUUGAAGUGGGUCUCUCUGCCUAGGCUUUGGGUUCUUGCAGAAAGGGAGGCCUGGCAGCUAAUGCCCCCUACCCAUCCACCCCGCUGCCCGUCAGCGUGGUACCUAAGUGCCGCUGGAUACUGCUCGCUUGACCGGUUCUGCGUGACCUUAGGCAAGGAGGAGGUGAAAACACUUUCAAAGACAGCUUGGUACCAGACUGGAGGUCUGCAACUCCACGUAGUCCAGAAGCAAAGUGGAGUUAGCGUUGUCACCGCUGACAAAGCAGUAAUACAGAAGGCACGCGAGAGCAAUACCGAGGAAUUGGGGGUUCGGUGCAGCUGGGGUUGGUCACUCUCAGCUGGUCAUCUGGCCCUAGGCAAUGCCUUGUGCCGGGCUGUUCGUUUAUAAUCAAUCUGAACUGGAAAACAGCAAGGUUCAGUAACGGGCUGAUGCAGUUUCGCUGGCCUCUGCUUAUAAAAACAAGCAGGUCCCAGAGGCAGAUCAGUCCGUAACAAGAAUUUUGUUCCUCGGGUGCAAAGAGCCCACACCCAGCAGCACAGAGCAGUUUACCUAGGCUGUGUAUUUCCAUCAAUGUCAUAACAGGCUGGAGCUAACUCUUCAUAUACUGUGAUGAUCAGAGCCCCAUAAAUCCUUCCUGUGGAUAAUGUAUAAUCCCAGACAUACGUAUGUACAGCUCGCGUGCAUCCACAUAUUGACUGAUAGCCAACUGCUACCCAAUGGAGAGAGAAAACAUUUAGAGGGAUGAGGAAUGUCAGGGCAAGUUACCAAAAUAAGCUGGAGUAUGAGUGUUGUGUACAAGAGCCAGCGAGAGGGCUUGAGUCAUCCUCUGCUCACAGCAUUUCAUUCAUCUCCUAAUGAUGCUCUGAAGACUCAGAAGGAGCUGUUAUGCAUCCUGUCGGUGCUAUUACUCCGCAGAUCUUUGAUGGGAUCCAUUGCAGCGGCUGGCAACGUGUCUGCCAGGCUGCAGCUUGGAAUAUUACUGGCUUAAAACAGACAGGGAGGCUACAAACAUUGCAAGCUAAAAAGCUAAUUGUCUUUUUUUGCUAUAAACACAUUUACGUUACCGGGCAGGUGUGUUUUCCAAGCAGACGGACUGCAAAACUGUUCUCUCAAAUACAGUCUUUUUUUUUCCCCCUUAGAGGAUCCCAAAAAGCCUGUCCAAGACAUAAAUGACUUUGUCGACUUCUAGACAUGGCUAGAAGUACUAAAACCCUCACCCUCUGAAAGCUCGGCUUUCUCUCCUCUAGGCUUCCCAGAGCAAGGCCAUCUCAUUCAAACCGAAAGCUUUCUGAGGCAGAGGCUGUUUGUGUUUGUGUGGCUUGCACAAAGCUGAGUGUCUUAAAUAAAUAAUAAUGAUCCUGGAAUGGAAAUGUGGAUACUUUGCAUCCUGAAUAUCCCCCAGAGAAUGGCUGCAGCUCCCUCAUUUUUUUCCCUUGCCUUAGUUCCCUUAUCUUUUUCACAUCCUCACUGCAGGUCUAAAGUAGUACUGGAGUAAUGAAGCCAUAAUUUCUGAUUUCUCCUGCUUGUGACAUUUUCCCUGGCUCGCCUGUCUACUUUGUGGUCCUUUGCACAUGCCUAAGGGCUGCAGUGUUGUAUCCUCAGCUGUCACUAUGGUCUGGGAUAAAAUCUUACAGCUGUCCCCUUUCGUCAGUCCUCCUUCGCCACCCGAGGUCUGCGGUCUAGCUCCAAACCCCUGCAAAGGGAUGAUUUGACUUGUUCCAGCUUAACUCCUGGGAUAUGAGCAGCAACCCCAACAUAAACACGUCUGCUCCCACAGGAGUGCACCAUGACUCCACAAUGAUAGAUUUCCUGGCCAUCCCAAGGUUUCCAACCACAGCCCAAUCCCACAGGGAACAAUGUUGGAUUCAUUUUGAGAAGCAGCUGGAGAAACCAUACCCACAAAGCUUGUACUGUGCCCCUGGCAACAAACCUAGCCACCCUUCCCACAUGCACAUCUGGGGGCUACAGGUAGAGCAAACAGGUUGUUUGCCACGGAGAGGUCAUGGGACCAAAUUUAAAGUAACUGAACUGUGCAGGGGGAAAAGUUAAUCCCCAAUUAGAGCAUUUUAUUGACUCUGCAGCCAGCUCAAACUUCUGACUCAUUAGCCCUCCAAAAAGUGAUUGUACUUUUCACAUCUUUCCCUUCCUCAAGCGUCAGCUGAAACAGUUUUAAAAAUAUCUUUGCAUGCAGUUUGGGGGCAUGGUCCGAGUAAUUAUCAAGAGAGCGAUGAGACUAAAUCGGCUUGCAAGGAAGUCUAUCACAUUGUGUGGGCUGAGGAAGCAAACAAAGAUGAAAACACCCUUUCUCUGGCAAUCUAGAGAGACCAGCGUGCCCAUGCAGUAGCGACUGCCUUUGCUGGCUUUGUUUCAUAACCCUGAUCUGGGUCCCAUAAUAGAAGAAUGCUGCCAGGUCCUGUGAUUAGUGCAUUGCUGUGUAAGACCUGCAUGCUGCAAAGGUGCAUCUGUUUUAUUCAGGCUUUUCCGUAAGAGCCAGCUUGGCUUCCCUUCCACAAUCCAGCCUGUUGUUAAUGCUGGGGGACUGCUGACCUGCUUGCUUAACAUGAACAGAGCAGAUCCCACAAUACUUGCUCCCCUUUGCAGAGGGGUGGUCAGUUAGUGCUGUUUCCCUCCCUGUCAAGUCCCAUGGAGAUUUAGCUGCUCCCAGUCAUUGUCCGUAUUUACCAGAGAGAGACUGUGGGUCCUCCUGCCAACAAUACGCACAAUAUCCAGCUGUGUAACUCAUUUUCUGCACAUGCAGCUAAGACCAAUGCGGGGAUGUCAGUGCAGAGAGGAGAUCAGCGUCUGGAUAAAAGGCGGCUGGCUCCAACUCGGUGCAAGCAAGGCCAAAAUGACAUUGGCCAGGAGGGGAAAAUAUUUCAAAGCACCAGCUGGGACAUUGGGCUCUCUCCUAUCAUAGGCAGCAUUACAAUGGUACAAAGACAUCAGUCCUGCUGGACUCAUUGCUGGCUCUGGAUAUCCAGGUAUUGACAGUGUCCAGGAACUUCACCUUCUACUUACAACUUGCUAGGAGCUAUAGUCCCUGCAUCUCAGAGGAGGAUUUGCCCACAGUGAUCCACAUUUACUACCCUGCCUUCAUUACUGUAACUCCCCCUAUCUGAGCCUGAAAGUGGAAACAAUGCAUAGGCUCCAGUUUGUGCAGAACACAGCAGCCUGACCCUUCAAUGAGUCAGACCACUGCAAGCUCAUCAGCUGGGCACCAAUCUUUUCUGCUGACAUGGACCUGAUUUCCAAGGCUGCCAGUGGAUCAGGAUUGAGCUACGUCGCUGGUCAGUUCUUCACCCAUGACAUGGAGCAGGGAUGUGCCCCUGCAGCAUUCCUUCCUGCAGCCCCUCAACAAAGGGGACAACCCCAGAGGAAGUGAGCGAUUUGCACAAGAUGACCAAGAGAUGGGCAGAAUAAACACUGGACCUGAGACUCCAGCUAGCUCCCUAACCACCGGAUCAUAUUUCCUUUCAUAUCAUAGAACCAAUGCCCAAAAUUCAGCUCAGACCUUGCUGCCAAUCACUAAGCCUGUGGCCCCACAGGUCAAGAUGGAGGGGAAAUAUUUGCUGAGUAAGAAUUUCUAUUACAUGCCCAGACCCAAAGAGGUUUCAUUUCUGGCUUGUACUUUGAGCCUUAAACAGAAAGCAUUGCUCUCCACCCUGGCCCCGCAGCUGAUCUGAAAUGUUACGUCAGGAGUACAAGAAAGAAAUGUUUGUUGCAGGAGUUUGGAAGUUCCUAUUAUUUCCUCCCUUAGAUAAGGACUCCGUGUCUAGGUAAAGCUGGGCCAGUGAAUGGACAAAAACAGAAUAGCCACCACAGACACGGGAAGAGUGGGGCAGGAUUUAAACAACAGCUUGAUGUCCACAGUCAGGUGAGUUUGGGGGUGGCAAAAAGAGCAGUCCCAACAGCUCUGGAAACUGAAGGAGGCAGGUUUGCGAAGGUAUACACGUAUCAUAAGAUACGGACAGGGCAUAUCUACACAUGCAUUUAUGCCAGUUAAAUUUACUGCACGGUAAGUUACUGCGCAGUAAGCGGGAAUAGGCCGGCGUCUACAUGUGCACGCAUUAAAGCGCAUUAACACUGCAUGUGGACUGACUUGGGACUAAAGUUAGUCCCAAGUCAGUCCACACACACAGUGUUACUGCACAGUAAGGCAUCUACAUGUGUGUUACUGCACAGUAACUAACUGGGCAUAAAUUUGAUACCUGCAUGAUGUAGGUAUAAAAUUUACAUUUAAACUGGCAUAAAUUGCCACACUUACUGCACAGUACAGGCAUGCACAUACAGAUGUGUGCCUGCCCUGUGCAGUCGGUUUGGUUACUACGCAGUAAAUGCACAUGUGUAGACGCACCCACAGAUGCCUAUUUGGAUUUUCAAAAGUGCCUUGAUGCCUUCAAAAGCUCCAGCUUGGCCUAAAAUGCUCUGUUCAUUUUCAAAAUCCCUUGGGCCAGAUCCCCAAAGAUGCCUAGCUCCCAUCCUUUAGAGAUCAGAGCAUCUCUCUGCUUCAGAUGCCCAAGCAUGGAACAAACCCUACAGGAUUAGAGAGAGUGCAGGCUUCUCCACUGCUGCUCCAUCAAUGUACUUUUAGUUCUUUGGGUCUCAUAUAAUCUUGCCCUCGGCCUCUCUGCCUCAGGGGCAUCGAGUGGCAUUGGAAUGGCUUUUUUUCUCUAAAACAUUCCCAGAUGAAUGCAAUAGGAAGCAAACUGGGAUUUGGUGGUGGAGUGCAUGUCCUUGAUUUUUCGAUCUAGCUGAGCUGUACUUGGUCAGAACUAGGUGCAAAAGUCACUGAAUGUCACCUUUGUGCAUCUCCUCUGAUGCAUGGGCCGGUUUUCUUAAGUAAGAACAGGUUCAAGGCAGCUCUAACAUAGGCUAGUUUAUAAGGAUGCCAAAACGCUGUUAGAUCAUCUAGGGAUUACCAGAUAUCAGCCGUACUGUGGCCACUGCCAUCUCUCCCAUUCCAUGUUUCCAAAUAGGGGAAAUCCAGAGGCCCAAUUCAAGCAGCACAAAGGAGCUAUAGCAGGGCCCAGGAUCUAGUUUCACUGUCCCUUUCCCACACCCAUCUAAAAGUUCCCCUUAAACAAUCUGCUUGCAGCAGCCCCACCCUAAAAUUAAAUCUGUGCAGAUGCUAAACUCUUCUCUGUAGAUUUUCUUCUUCAUGAAGGCAGCAGAAAGAAGAUCCUUCUUGGUUCAGAUAUCUCUCCUCUCUGCCAGGCUCAGCCUCAUUACUCAUUAACACCUUCUUUGUUAACCUGCAGCAGCCUGCAGUGCAAGGUCCUUGUUCAGAGCAGAAAGCACACAGUUGUUCUCGCACCCUGACCCAGCCAGUCACACCUAACUAAUCUGCCCGGUGACAACUCCUCUGUUUUUCAUCUCCUGGGCCACAGCAAACACCUUUCAGCUGUGACUUAUGAGCCACUGAUCAAGGCAGUCUCAGACAGCUGGAAAGAAUCCACUGCACAACUCCUGUUAAUUUUUACCUGUAUUGCUCUCUACACCCAGCUGCACACCGAAGAAGCAGUUUGAUCUGUGUCCUGUCCAGACAAGCCCUGGCUCCGGGAUCCCUCCCGGCUGCGUGUAUUGACUGGAACAAUAAUGAUAUGGUGACUUCCAGUGCCUUCCAGAGAGGUGUUUUUGACACUAAGGUGCCUUUGAGAACAAGCCAUUUGCCCAAAAUAACCCAACAGUGAAGGAGCAGCCCAGUCUGUGUCUCUGCUAACUCACUAAACUAAGGAGACAGAAAAACCCAGCUACAAGCCCUUUACACAUGCGGUGUAGCACAACAGCAGCUAUAGUGUCUAAGCCCAGGCUAUCUAUGAAUCACUGGAGGGCAAUUUGUCUGAUCAGAGUGAGGGACAGCUCCCUGGAUGGUCUUCAGACUUCUGCCCCAUUUGUUUCAUGGAGACAACAGUAACUCGCAGCACUGCGAGGGUUAAAUAAGUACUAUCCGUGAACUGCUCUAAACUCCGUAAACAACAGGAACGUAGAGGAUGGAAAUGCCAGGCCAAAAAUCCCAUGUUUCCGCAGUCAGAGAUUAUGAGGAUGACUGAUGUUGGACAUUGCGGUAGCAUCUAGGGCCUCCGGCAUGGAUUCGAACCUCAUUGUGCUGGGCACUGUACCGAGGCAGUACAAAGAGAGGGUCGCUGCCCCGAAGUGUCUACAGUCUAAGGACCUGAUGGCUGACUCAGAGCCCCCUUUGGAGUCACCAUCGGAUGAUGCAAGUGCAGUCCUGGACCCAGAGGAAGAUGUUACAGAAACCCCUUUAUAUUUGGAAGUGGAAGCUGACCCCUUGGAGUUGCCUGUGGAUGUUGCAAGCAGCCUCUUGGAGCCAGAUGCUGCUGAGUCCCAGAGCUUGACCAUUGAGGAGGUGGGGGAGCGUUUCCAGGAGUGCAUUGAUGCAGUGGAGCAGCUGGAGAAGGAGAGGGAUAAUCUUAUCCAGGAGCUCACACUGCUCCGGGAGCCUGUCCUGCAAGAAAUCAGACAAGCCCACGAGGAGAUAUUGACGGCUUACAAACUACUUGCCAAAGUGGAGCUGGAGCGGGACAACCUCAGGGACGAGAUCCGACAGAUCAAGCAGAAGCUGUUCAAAGUGACCAGGGAGUGCGUGGCUUGCCAGUACCAGCUGGAAAACAGACGGCACGACAUGGCCCAGUAUGCUGCCUACAGGGAUGAACUGGAAUCCAGGGUCAGCCAGCUCUCGGAGGAGCUGUCCCAGCUGAAAGAGACUUGUGAAAAGCAGAAGGAACAGUUCAGGCAGCAGCUGGAGGCACCCCAGAGCCGCAGGGACAGCCACUAUCUGCAGGAGAGCCGGAGGCUUUCCAUGGAGUUUGAAAAUUUUGUGGCGGGGAGCCGCAGGGGCCUGGAGGAACACUACGAGCCGCAGCUUGCGCGCCUGGUGGAAAGGAGGGAGGCCAGUGCCAAGGCUCUGCAAAAAAUGCAGGGAGAAAUUCAGGGGCUGAAGGAGGUGCUGCGACCGCUGCAGGGAGAGGCCAGCAAGAUGCGCCUGCAGAAUAGGAAGCUGGAGGAACAGAUUCUGCUCAUCAAGCAGAAACGGGAUGAAGAAGUUCUCCAGUACAGGGAACAGGUAGAAGAGCUGGAAGAGAGGCUGAGGGAACUGAAGAACGGGGUCCAACUUCAGCAACACAAAAACCAGGAAUUGGAAGAGCUGAGGACAAGCCUGCACCAGGAGCUCUCCGUUUACAAGGGCUGCUUAGAAAUCUAUGGACAGUUUUGCAAGUCAGAAGAAAAAGCAGACCAAGACUUCUAGAGGUGUGGAUUUUCCCCCACUUCUUUCUGCUGAAAAGAAAUGUGACAGCAAGAUAACUGUAGGGGAUACUUCCAAUUCACCCUUGCUGCUCACACUAACCCUAACGAUGUAUAGCGGCUGCUGUCAGGAUUACUAGACAAUCAUUUGCUUGGUUAUAUUUCUUGAGGUGCUGCUCUGUUGCUCUUCUAGUUUGGUAGAAAAUAGUGAAGGAGAGAGGUAUUUUACUUGCACUGAAUAAUGAACAUAUGUAAAAGAGCAAAAAGAUGUAUGUUUUGCUCUGUGUUUGGAAAGCUAAUCUUGUCUUGUUCCAUAAGUGGAUUGUAUAAGCCUGCAUAGAAAGUAUCCUGGAAGCCUACGGUAUGAUUUUUUUUGUUUGUGCAAAACACUGUCCUUUUAAACAGGAUUGUUUCUUUUGUAAUUCAAA